CGCCGCUGGCGGGCGCGCUGCUCCAGCUGGAGGAGGCGGCGCGCACCGCGCUGCUGAGCCGCUUCAACGUCACCACCGAGCUGAGGCUGGUGGAUCACUUUGUGCUGCUGCCCGACACCGGGCACCACCACGCCAGAACCGGAGAGCUGUUCGCCCGGCUCUGCACGCAGCACGAGCUGUCGGCAGACACCGCCGCUGGUCGGCUCAUACUGGACACGUGCCAGCGGGCGCUGCUGGCGCCGCUCAAUCAGCGGGAAACUGGAGGAAAGAAGAGCAAGGUGUACGAAGUAUUGAUAGCUGCCAAAGCGAAGAAGGAAAUCUUCUUCAGGCUUCCAUGUGAGAUGGUGGAUGACCUAGAGGUGAGCGGCGACAGCUGGCUGCGCGCCGCCAUCCGGUUCCAGCCGAGCCGGCAGCCCUUCUGCGACAUGCAAGAGGGCGUGCGGCUGGCGGCCGAACGGGCGGCCCGCCUGCUGUUCCCCGAUACCCGCGAGAGGCCCUCCAUACCCUGGAGCCCGGCCAGCCACUGGCGGCCCGAGGAUGACAAGCUGAACAUCAAGCAGAAGGAGGCCAUCAACGCCAUGACGGCGGCCGUCGCGCACCCGCUGCCGCCCGUGCUCGUGCUGGGCCCGUACGGCACGGGCAAGACGUUCACCAUGGCACACGGCAUCAAGCACAUCCUCACCAAUCAGCCAGAGGCGCGCAUACUGGUCUGCACGCACAGCAACAGCGCCGCCGACCUGUACAUCCGGGAGUACCUCUCCGGCUACUUGGAGGCGGGACUGGAGGCGGCUCGUCCCCUGCGGGUCUAUUACCGGCACCGCUGGCUCGGCACCGUCCAUGCCAGCGUGCGCCAGUUCGCCUUACUGGAGGAGAACCCUGACGACCCCGACGUCACCUUCAGAAGGCCCAGCGUCGAGGACGUGCUGAAGCACAGGGUGGUCGUCGCCACGCUCUCCAUCACCAAGUACCUGACCUGCCUGAACCUGCCGGAGGGCACGUUCACCCACCUGUUGGUGGACGAAGCGGCGCAGGCGCUGGAGUGGGAGGUGGCGAGGGUCCUCUCGCUGGCCGGUCCUCACACCAGGCUGGUGCUGGCCGGAGACCACCUGCAGCUGUCGCCGGACGUGUACUCGGAGGUGUGUCAGGAGCGGCAGUACCAGCGCUCGCUGCUGGAGCGACUGCAGGCGCUCUACGGCUCCGACUUCCCCUGCUGCAUCACCCUGCACGAGAACUACCGCUCCCACGCCGACAUCGUCCAGCUGACCUCCGAGCUGUUCUACGGCCGGCGACUGCGGUCCAGCGGCCACCCGGGCCGUCACCCGAGCCUGCCGCCGGUGACCUUCUUCAGCGCGCGCGGCACCGCCAGGCAGAGCAGCGGCACCACCGGCUACUGCAACGAUGCGGAGGUGUACGAGGUGGCGGACCGCGUGGCGGCGCUGCUCGACGCCUGGCCGGCGGAGUGGGGCGAGCGUGCCGACGACACCAUCUGCGUCGUGUCCGCCUACGCUGAGCAGGUGCAGAAGAUCAGGAGUGAGCUGAGGAGUCGCCGCCUGAGCACGGUCACCGUGGAGCAUCUGCUCAACGUGCAGGGCAAGGAGUUCCGGGCGGUGUUCGUGUCGACGGUGCGCACGCGCGACUCGUGCGCCGACACGGCCGGCGACUACCGCUUCUUGACCGACUGCAAGCUACUGAACACAGCCAUCACGAGAGCGCGCAGCCUGCUGGCCGUGGUCGGUUGUCCGGUGGACGCUCUGUUCUGUCGGCGCGUGCGCCAGGUACUGGGAGGCGCUGGUGGCGGCGGCGGCCGGCGGCGGCGGCCUGUUCGGUACCACGACGGGCGAGCUGCGUGCUCAGCUGGAUGCCGCCGAGCUACACAGCCUGCACGGCCUGAACCCGCUGGCGCCCACCUUCCGGCCGCAGCAGCCGCCGCCGCCGCCGCUGGUGCAGCCGCCGCUGGCGGCGCCGGUCCUGUCGUCCUGGCUGCCUCGUUAUCACGUGGCUAUGUCGUACAUCAGGUGCCGUCUCAGCGUGGUGGCCUGUCAUUGCCGCUGUACCUGCGCGGCGCGGCGCCGCCGCCACCGCCUCCGGACGCGCACAGUUACGCGGCGGCCGUGCGACGCAGUCUGGAGCCGCUGCCCCCCGGCUUGGCCGCCCUGCCGCGGCGCGAACACUACGCGCACGGCUACAGCCACUUCUAG
This is a messenger RNA of Pollicipes pollicipes, 2198 nucleotides long. It is a transcript of the gene Helz, whose product is annotated as Helicase with zinc finger. Bases 342 to 2198 code for a protein of 618 amino acids. The transcript has 16 exons. Lineage: Eukaryota; Metazoa; Arthropoda; Thecostraca; Pollicipedomorpha; Pollicipedidae. Gene Ontology annotation, molecular function: helicase activity. Gene Ontology annotation, biological process: regulatory ncRNA-mediated post-transcriptional gene silencing. Gene Ontology annotation, cellular component: cytosol; P granule. The record is from RefSeq and is a predicted model, not a curated record.